GACGUGCCCUAGCCAGGCUGGACUUCGCUUUUCCCAGGGCGCUCAUGUUGAAAUGGUGUACGGCCUCGUGAGGGCCUGCCAGCCAUGGAGGUGCAGGUCGGGUGCCGCAGCCGCCACCGCCGCCACGGGAGCAGCCCAGCAUGCCAAGAGUGCACAACCUCAAGUUCAACCGGAGAAGAGGAAGCCAAAAACAGGAAUACUAAUGCUAAACAUGGGAGGCCCUGAAACCCUUGGAGAAGUUCACGACUUCCUUCUGCGGCUCUUCUUGGACCGAGACCUCAUGACACUUCCUAUUCAAAAUAAGCUGGCACCAUUCAUCGCCAAACGCCGAGCCCCCAGAAUUCAAGAGCAGUACCGUAGGAUUGGAGGCGGGUCCCCCAUCAAGAUGUGGACUUCCAAGCAGGGGGAAGCCAUGGUGAAGCUGCUGGAUGAGUUGUCCCCCGCCACAGCCCCUCACAAAUACUAUAUUGGAUUUCGGUACGUCCAUCCUUUAACAGAAGAAGCAAUUGAAGAGAUGGAGAGAGAUGGCUUGGAAAGGGCUAUCGCUUUCACGCAGUAUCCGCAGUACAGCUGCUCUACCACAGGCAGCAGCUUAAAUGCCAUUUACAGAUACUAUAAUGAAGUGGGACGGAAGCCCACAAUGAGGUGGAGUACCAUCGACAGGUGGCCCACACAUCGCCUCCUCAUCCAGUGCUUUGCAGACCACAUUCUAAAAGAACUGGACCAUUUUCCACUUGAGAAGAGAAGCGAGGUGGUCAUUCUGUUUUCUGCUCACUCGCUGCCAAUGUCUGUAGUGGGAGGUGCGUGCGCUGUAGCCUCAUUGGGAAGAACGGUCCACUCACGCAUUUAUCCUCCUUUCUCAUAGGUGGGUCCGAUGCCCUGGUUGGGUCCUCAAACAGACCAAUCUAUCAAAGGGCUAUGUGAGAGAGGGAGGAAGAAUAUCCUUUUGGUUCCAAUAGCGUUCACCAGCGAUCACAUCGAAACACUGUACGAAUUGGAUAUCGAGUACUCGCAAGUGUUAGCCAAUGAGUGUGGAGUUGAAAACAUCAGAAGAGCAGAGUCUCUUAAUGGAAAUCCAUUGUUCUCUAAGGCCCUGGCCGAUCUGGUGCACUCGCACAUCCAGUCAAACGAGCUGUGCUCCAAGCAGUUGACGCUGAGUUGUCCGCUCUGCGUAAAUCCUGUCUGCAGGGAGACUAAAUCCUUCUUCACCAACCAGCAGCUGUGACCCCUGCCCGAGGACUUCGUGGGAUUAGGCAAAUUUGCCAACCUCCAGAUACCUCCAAUGUGGAGGAGGACGUUAUUUAGAGAUCAGGAACAGAAGUCACAUUAGUAUACGUGCAGCCUUUGGGCACAAAUUGUGUGAUGUCUUGAGGAUUGGACUCUGAAAUCCUUACUGAGGGAUUUCUGUUUUUAUAUAGCUAAACAGUAACCAUUUAUAUUCCCCCUCUCUGGGUGAAGUUACUAGUUUGUAAUGUGCACUAGGACAUUGAAAAAUGAGUUUUAAAAUUUAUCUUCUGAGACAGACCCCUAUUUUAAAUAUAGAUUUUGGUUUUACUGCCCCAAGCCCCCCUGAAAAGGUACAGACAGCCCCCUCUGUGGGCUGUCAGUGUGAAUGAGAUCUGUUUACAGUCUCGUGCGUAUAGUUGUAGUUUUUAAAAUGAACAAAGUUGAGUAUUUGAAUGAAUUUGAAAAAGAAAUGUUACCUGAUCUUUCCCUAAGCCCGUGGGUGAGGUGUUUGGUUACAUACAGCGGCUGCUUUUGCCAGGCAGGCCUCCAUUCAUCGGUCAUUUUGGUAUUUGUGUGUGAGUCUCACUUUCCUCGCCGUAAAACUGAGUCAAGUACAGAUUUCGAAAGUGUUCUGAGAUUUCCCAGGCAUGCAAGGCUGAUAAAUGUCUAGAAAUCCAGCGUCACCGUACUCCUUGGUCAGAGUCCCUGGGGCCACAGGGACGGGGCUCCGCCGCUUCCCUUCUGCAAGGACAGAGCUGCUGGGAGACACCAAGGGUGGGCUUCUCCCCCUUAAACCUCCUCCCCAGCCCUCGAGAGCCUUUCCUUCCAGAGUCUUCUAUAUCUUAGUUGAAUGUCUCCUUUCUGCACAUUUUUCUUAAGAAUUAUUUUAUAAGGACAGCUCUGCUUUGUAACCUUGAACUUUUUAUUUACAAUUUUUUACUAUAAAAAUUA
This is a messenger RNA of Propithecus coquereli (Coquerel's sifaka), 2178 nucleotides long. It is a transcript of the gene FECH, whose product is annotated as ferrochelatase. Gene Ontology annotation, biological process: heme biosynthetic process. Lineage: Eukaryota; Metazoa; Chordata; Mammalia; Primates; Indriidae. The transcript is spliced from 10 exons. The record is from RefSeq and is a predicted model, not a curated record. Gene Ontology annotation, molecular function: protoporphyrin ferrochelatase activity.